GUAAACUUCCGACUUCAACUGUACCUCAUGUCGAAUGCACUGCCUCCCAUAUAUUUCAUUUAUAGGAUAUUUUAUGUAUUUAUUUUCAUGCAAGUCAUCAGGUCAUUAUAGAACACAUUUCAGUUGGCUGCUUAGGAAAGAGGAAGUGGAAGUAGAGGUGGUUUGUUUCAAAACUGCACUACGCAAGUGACACACAAGCACGCACGUAUGCCCACCCACGCACCCACGCACGCAGUUGAAAAAUGCAUUGCUUUGGUCAAUAUUCAAUUUGAAUAUUGAUUUAUAUGGAUAUACAAUGUUAAUAUUAUCUAUUUAUUUUAGAUAAUGUAUAUCAUAAUGUAUAGCAUGAAACAAUAUAUUCAUGAGGACUAUAUCGGAAGUAUUAUUUUAUAUGCUGCAGGUCAACCUGUGCAUGAGAAUAUGAUUUCUCAUACCCAUCUGACCAUUUUACAUAUAUCCUGAGUUGUUCAUCACAGUGACAUUAACUGUAAGCAACACUGUGACUGCUGGUUUUGUCUGCUUAGUUGUCAUCUGAUAAAGAUCUGCCAUUUUGAAAAUGGAAGUAAACUAACAGCAUGAUGUCUAGUCAUCUAGUCAAGACAAAUGUUUCUUUGUAUCUAUUGUGAUCAGGCCACAAUCUAUCUGUCUAUCUAACACACUGUAUAUGAUUGGUUCUCUGUGACAGGAAAAUAAAUGUCAGAGGCCACUACUGAUGUCAUACAGUAAGGUGAAGUGUACUAAAGGAGAAGUGAGCCUAAAAGGUGGACAGUGGGAUUUUCACUGAUGAAUCCGGUAAAAUCCUCUACUUGCAUGGUUUGACCUAUUUCAAUUGUUCUCUUCCUCUGCCAAAAACUCCAGAUAAAAUGAUUAGGGUUAUACUUUUGAAAAGACAAGAGUUUAUAUUGGUAAAAAACAGCAGCAGUUCCACUAUCAUGACACAUGAAAGCAGAAGACCUUCUAAUGAAAGUAUCACUUCCACCUGACAAAUGUGUUUAAAAAUUCAACAAAGGACCUUGUUCUUUACUUGAACCAACCCACAGAGUAAAGGUAAGAAUUUGCUUAUAUGUUGUUUAAUUUUCCAUGUUACAUUUGCAUCCCCAGGCCUUAAUAUCGGCAGGCAAUGACCUGUGCAGGUUUCUGAAUGCACAGACAGGCAGCUGCAUUGCAGUGGUGUGAACAAGCUAGCGUCAUCCUCUACUUCCUCUAUUUCUGCGGUUAGAGGCCAACGAAAUGGGUGACGCUACACACACUAUCCUCACAGCAGCAAUCGCUUGUAUAAAGGAGGGUGUUGGGGGGACCGUCAAAACAGACGCAAUUUGACAGCUAGCAGAGAACUCCAACACUGAGUAAUACAUACACAGAACCCAAUGAUCGUGUUCCCCCAAACAUGCUUAUCUUAGUCACAUCACCAUCAAGGGAACUGCAUCCACUCAACAUUGACAUGGAGGACAACAGAAGAAAGCAGACAAAAGGAAGCGACUUGAGGUCCCGACUACAACGCAGACCUUCCCAUGCCCCCAACGCUGAACGACUUAGUCCUGAGGAAAUUAUCCUGUGGUCCCAGUCUUUGGAGAGACUUCUCGCAUCAAAAUAUGGCAUGGCAACAUUUCAGGCCUUUCUGAAAUCGGAGUUCAGCGAUGAGAACAUUGAAUUCUGGCUGAUCUGUGAAGACUACAAGAAGAUCAAGUCCUCCUUCAGGCUGUCCUCCAGGGCCAAGAAGAUCUACAAGACAUACAUUGAAGCUGAGGCUCCAAAAGAGAUCAACAUUGACCACAAGACCAGAGAUCUCAUCGCGCAGAAUGUGAAGACACCCUCCACAGUUUGCUUUGACGAGGCCCAGAGGAUUGUGUACAGCCUGAUGGAGAAAGAUUCCUACCCCAGGUUCCUCAGAUCCAACAUCUACAGGACCCUACUGGACUCCGCAUCAGACUAUGUGAAGAUGUGAUUGAAUACAGAUGAUAGAAAUGGACUGCAAUGUUUAACAGCCAGGGAGCGUCUACAAACAGGAUUCAUAAGAAGAUGCUUCCGAAUGUGAAUUAUACUGGGUACAGAGGUAAGAGGCCUAAGGGAAUGCUGGGAGGAACAUACAGAAGCGACUGUGCUGGCAAGCCUUUUUGACAUUUGUGCCUAGUCUAUGUACUUUCACUUUAAAGAGGAACAUACGGCACAUAGAAGGGGACUAAAGAGACCAUAGAAAUAUAAUGUUGAUUAUAUUUCUACGAGAGACAUUGUGCUGGUGGUGUCGGGGGAUUACCUUGCAUAGUAUGUGAUUGUUAGGGACUUUCUGUGUCAAAGUUCCAGGGAUGUUUACAAUGAUGUAUUAUGUAGGAACUAAACAGUCAGGGCUGUAACUGUAUGAGAAGGUAUCUGCAGUUGCACAUUAUCUGCAGGUCACCAGUAGAGUUAUUUUCUAAGGCAUUUGAUAAGAUAAUCUACUAAAUUUGACUUUUUAAAACCAAGACAAUUUUAGAAUGGGUUAUUUUUGUUACUCUAACACCAUGAGGCAUGUUUGUGAUAUAAGCUUUCAAAAAUAAGAUGUUGGAGAAUGCUGUUGUUACACUGGAAAUGUGUAAAUAUGAAGAUUUCUAUAGGUGUAUUUAUAAAAUGGCACAUGGUUUCCAAAUUAGAACUGCUAAAUCAUACAUUUAAUAAAAACACAUAAAUUCACAAAAAUGUAAAUGCUUUAAUCCUUCAAAGCUCUUUUAAAAUAUACUAAUAUUUUACUGCCUUUGUUAAGACGCUUCCCAAACUUUACUGAAAGGGUAAUGUCACGAGGUGGAAAUAUGACAGGUUAUUUUGGAUCUGGGUUGAGCAGGAAGAGUGAAGUAGAAGCAGACAACAAGGGACUAGUUUCACCAUUUAAUAAAUAAUAGGUCAGGGUUUACAAGUUUACCUUUUCAGCAGUGGACUUUCUCAUGGCCCAGGAACCUUUACAAACCAUGCAAUUUAAAAUGACACUAACAAUCAAAGUAACCAAAAGGCACAGGAGGUGGUGCAGUCCAGGAGGCAGGCGUCCAUCUUGUUUCCUUCAAACUCACAAUAAUCAAUUUCCCCUCCAUGAAACCACCAUCCCACUGGGCACAAACUGGUUGAAUCAAAGUUGUUUCAACGUAAUUUGUCAACUUAUUGUGAUGUGGAAUCUACAUGGAAAAUACAUUUG
Coregonus clupeaformis (lake whitefish) is the source of this 3160-nucleotide messenger RNA. RefSeq names its product regulator of G-protein signaling 21. The transcript is spliced from 5 exons. The record is from RefSeq and is a predicted model, not a curated record. NCBI's taxonomy places the organism in Eukaryota, Metazoa, Chordata, Actinopteri, Salmoniformes, Salmonidae. The coding region runs from base 1388 to 1945 and encodes 185 amino acids.